CAUUUUAGACCAAACACACCAUACCACACAUGUUAGGGCAAAUCAUUUCAGCCUCCCAAAUCGCCUCCAUAUCUAUUCUCGUUCUCAACUCUGAACUUGCCCUCUCUCUGUCUCUGCAACUGUAAACUACAAAAUCUACAAGAAUCGGAUCAGCCUCCCAAAUCGCCUCCAACUCUAUUCUCGUUCUCAACUCUGAACUUGCCCUCUCUAUGUCUCUGCAUCUACAAACUACAAAAUCUACAAGAAUCAGAACCCAUAUCGGCAUAUCAUUUUAGAUUGUUUAAAAAAUUAAAACCCAUAUCCUUUAGUUUCCAUCGCCCGCUGUUCCAGUUUGGGUUCGUUGUUCGAAAGCUUCAGCAAUCGACCAAAAUUGCGGAACUCUACAGGGUUUUUAUCUCAGAUGGAAGGCGUCGAUGAUGAUUUCGGCGAUAUAUAUGUAGACGUUGAAGUUCAAGCAAGUACAGCCAUCAAUGGCUUCCCAAACCGCACUCAAUCAUACACAAUUUAAGGAGUGGAGGGUUUGAUGAUGAAGAAGAGGAGGAAGGUUGUGAUUUUGCAGCUGCAGAGGGGAAUGGUUCGGGUAAGAAUCGGAAAUGGGUUGAUCAAUGCCAGUUGGGCGAUGGAUUGGAACAGUGUUCUAAUGGUACUGGUAGCGGUGAGAGGGGAAAUCUGGUGAAGGGCGGUUAUCAUUCACAAUACAAGUACUUAAGAUAUCAGACAGCAGCUUAUCCUUGUAAUUCAAAAGCCAAUGGAUCCAUGGUUUCAGCUUCCUACUCUUCCACCUUGGCUAGAGGCAAUUGGGACAAUAAUGGGUCCAGUCAACAUAUGGGCUCAAGCUCAGUAGUAACUCAAAGUGGAUACAAUUUCUCUCUUCCCUGGUAUAGGACUAUACUAGAUGUAAAUAUUGCUAUGUUCAAACAGAGGCCAUGGAGGCAUACUGGAACUGAUAUAACAGAUUUUUUUAAAUUUUGGGUUCAACGAGGAAAGUUGGAAAAGUUAUUGCAACUGUCUGAUAAAUCUGGUUUACUUGUUCAUGGUCAACAAGAUAACUAUGUACAACGAUGGGAAUUGUCUGAAUUUAUUUUUUCUGUAAGUUUUUUUGAUGAUAUCUGCAUUAUUAAAAAAACAAAAAGUUGCAAAUUUCAUCAAACUGCCCAGAGGAGGCUUAUACAGCAUAGUGUAGUUACACAGCCUAAACUCAAGGACAGUGAAGCCUGUUUCUAAAAUCAAUCAAGAAAUAUGCAACUUGCUUUCUGUUUCCUAGAAAAUCUUUCAUAUACAUAUUGAAAACAAUUUGAUCAUAAAUAUAAUGGGUGGACAAUUUGAUCAAACUUUGUUUGAAAAGUGGUUUAUUUUUAUUUGUUGUAUCAACUUACUUUACAUUAAUUCUCUUACUUCAACUAUUUUUGUAGGUCAAAGCUAGGAUUGCGGGUGCAGUUACUUUUUUUGUUGCCGUUAAAUUUUUUGUAUGGUUCAUGAAGGAGAAGUUACAAGAAGAUAUGAAUAAUUUUUGUUUUAUUUUGAUUAAGUAAAAUAUAUAAGGUGUGGAUCAUGUACUUCUUUCAAAUUUGUAUAUGGUUAAUUUUUGUAUAAAACAAUGAUUUGGAAUUGGUUUAUGAGUUGUAAAUUAUUUUGGUUAUAAUGCUAUUUUGUAUUUAUUUA
Cornus florida is the source of this 1662-nucleotide messenger RNA. RefSeq lists its product as uncharacterized. The record is from RefSeq and is a predicted model, not a curated record. The transcript is spliced from 5 exons. Gene Ontology annotation, biological process: mRNA processing. Bases 757 to 1224 code for a protein of 155 amino acids. NCBI's taxonomy places the organism in Eukaryota, Viridiplantae, Streptophyta, Magnoliopsida, Cornales, Cornaceae.